UUUUUUUGUCCUUUUCUGCCUUUACCUUUCCUUCUACUCCCGAAAAAGCACUGACUUUGCUCUGUUUCCUUCAUUCACACAGAGAAAGAUAGAAAUCUUCUGAGCGAAAUUCUGACAAAAGAGAUGAUGGAAUGGGAUAAUCAGCAACAACCCAAUAACCAUCACUCUUCUAAUCUUCAAGGGAUCGAUGUUAAUGGCGGCUCCGGCGCCGGAGGAGGAAUGUACGUGAAGGUGAUGACCGAUGAGCAGUAUGAAACUUUGAGGAAACAGAUUGCUAUUUACGGCACCAUUUGUGAGCGUCUUGUUGAGAUGCACAAAACUCUCACUGCUCAACAAGAUCUUGCAGGAGGGAGAUUGGGAGGUCUAUAUGCAGACCCAAUGAUGUCAUCUAUAGGUCACAAGAUGACAGCUAGACAGAGGUGGACUCCUACACCGGUUCAGCUUCAAAUUCUGGAGCGUAUAUUCGAUCAAGGCACUGGAACACCGAGCAAGCAGAAGAUCAAAGAGAUAACAGAAGAGCUGAGCCAACACGGCGAGAUUGCUGAACAAAAUGUCUACAACUGGUUUCAGAACCGACGUGCUCGAUCCAAGAGGAAGCAGCAGGGUGGAGGUUCUUCUGGAAACAAUAAUGGUGAGUCUGAGGUAGAGACUGAAGUUGAGGCAUUGAAUGAGAAGAGAGUAAGGCCAGAGAGUCUUCUUAGUCUUCCAGAUGGAAAUAACAACAAUAAUGUGUUAGGGACAACAACAACAACUACUACUACUCCUAGGCCUGAAGAUCUUUGCUUCCAGAGCCCUGAGAUGAGCUCAGACCUUCACUUGUUAGGUGUUCUAGCAAACCCAAGGGAUGAGCAUCUUGUUGGAAAGAUGGGACUGUCUGAAAGUUACAACCUUUAUGAUCAUGUUGAAGAUUAUGGCAUGUCAGGCUGAUUAAUACAACAAGCUGAGGAAACUUCUAAUUAUCAGAGAGAUCAAUGAAAUGGAUAUGGUAGUCAGUCAUAAGCAGUUUUAGACUUUUGUUUUCAUUUAUGGUUUUUUUUCAGGGCUUAUUAAGAAACAAGUAGUAGUUUA
This is a messenger RNA of Arabidopsis arenosa, 1068 nucleotides long. Lineage: Eukaryota; Viridiplantae; Streptophyta; Magnoliopsida; Brassicales; Brassicaceae. The record is from the annotation of a GenBank genome assembly.